Rhipicephalus sanguineus (brown dog tick) is the source of this 2760-nucleotide messenger RNA. Its product is annotated as ATP-binding cassette sub-family C member 2. Bases 1 to 2709 code for a protein of 902 amino acids. The record is from RefSeq and is a predicted model, not a curated record. Lineage: Eukaryota; Metazoa; Arthropoda; Arachnida; Ixodida; Ixodidae. Gene Ontology annotation, cellular component: membrane. Gene Ontology annotation, molecular function: ABC-type transporter activity; ATP hydrolysis activity; ATP binding. The transcript has 15 exons. Gene Ontology annotation, biological process: transmembrane transport.
AUGGGGCUCAAGCGCAUUGCGAGGGUAUGUGUCGAAAGUGAGGAAGAGAAAAGCGAGGAAAAUUCACUCAGGGACGGUUCCGUCUGCAUGGACCAUUGCACUUUCGCAUGGAAUCCGAGAAAGUCCUCCGGACCGCAAAGCGCGAAUAUUGCGCUGUGGGAUGUCAGCCUCCAAAUCGAACCCGGUUCGCUGGUGGGAGUGGUCGGCUUUGUGGGCAGCGGAAAAUCUGCACUCCUAGCCUCCAUGCAAGGCGAGAUUCACCGAAUCAGCGGCUACUGCAGCAUUGCCGGAUCAGUGGCGUGUGUUCCUCAAGGCUCGUCUGUCUUCAACAUGACUGUCAGGGACAACAUUCUAUUCGGAAAGGCACUGGAUGUAGCUCGUUACACGCGAGUGUUGGACGCCUGUGAACUCCUGCACGACGUGGAACGUUUUCCAGCAGGAGACCUAACUGAAGUCGGAGAAAAGGGUGCAACGCUCAGCGGAGGACAGAAGCAAAGGAUCUCACUCGCUCGCGCAGUGUACAGCGACAGCAGCGUCUACCUUCUGGACGAUCCGCUUAGUGGGCUGGAUGUCCAUGUGGCUGCCAAAGUUUUCAAGCGAGUCAUUGGAAACAAUGGACUACUUCGCAACAAGACACGGAUCGUGGUGUCGAACCACAGCCGCUUCCUCGAACAAAUGGACCGUAUUCUACUUGUGAUCAAUAAGCAGGUUGCUUCGUUUGAGAAUUUUGACGACCUAAAAAGUGACCCGAGAUGCCCCAUAACGCUACAUCAAGAUGACAAAGAAAGCAAGGCAGAAGAAAGCGGCCCGCAGAGGAAGUCUCAACUGAACGAGGGAAAUGAAAUUACUGCACGAGUAACAGGUGAUGAAGUUGAGGAAUCGAAAAUGGGACGGAGCGAGCUGUUGUUUUCAAUGUUGAGAAUAUGUGGACCGUGGGCCGCACUGACUGCACUGAGCUUUGCUCUCCGUGCCGCUGCGGUCGGAAUCUACCUGGUAUGGAUAAAGAGCUGGACUAUUGAGAGCAGCCGCCACGAGACCAAACCGGAAUGGGUCAUUGGCCUGGCAGUGCUCUGCAUUUCAGAUAUGGUCUUCGGGUGUCUAGGAGCCGUCCUGUUAGCUGUGGCCUGUCGAAACCUUUCCAGCCGUUUGCACAAGGCCAUGAUCCGGAGCGUGUUGCGCUGUCCCGUGCACUUCUUCGAUGCCACACCGAGAGGCCGAGUGCUGAACCGCUUCUCGGCUGACAUUGAUAACAUCGAGACCCGGUUUUAUCUUGCGGCCAAACAAGUCCUAGAGACGAUUGCCCUAGGUGUCGCCAGGAUCGUCGUGACUGGCCUCCAGUCACCGGCGGCUGGGCUCGUGGGCGGCUCAGUGACUGCUAUAUUUCUCUUCCUAGUGGCAGUCGUUGCGAAAGCGUCCAAUGCGGCAAGGCGCCUGGAGAGCGUCGAGUUUUCCCGCCUUCUCCAGCACGUGGCCGAGACUCGAGAGUUGCUCAGCGUAGUCCGGUCGUACGGUGUCACGGACUGUUUCUGUGAACACUACUAUGGUAUCGUGGAUGUCGCCCUGAGACCUCUGCUGGCACUGUUUGGCUGCUUACGUAGCGUCCGCUUCCUCGGAGGUCUUUGCGGCUUCUUGGUCAUUCUGGCCUCCGUCGUCUUUGGAGUCCUGGCCUUAGGAACGAGCCGAGACGUGGCCACUGAUGAAACCACGAUGGGACUCGCGCUCAGUUCAUCCAUGGCGAUACCUCUUCUAAUCAUCGGCGCCACUGCAAGUGUGUUCGUGUUCACACAAACAUUCGUGUGUUUCGAGCGUUGCCUUGAAUACACGCGAUUGACUCCAGAGGAAAACGAAGAUUUUUACGACGUCUUUUGUGAAACAAAUCACUCAUACAAAACACGGCGGGGUCUGCUUUCAUCUUACGAAAUGAUGCCAGCAAUUGCUUCUUGGACGCCCGGUGGGAGAGUUGAGUUCAACCACUACACAGCGUCCUAUAGGCCAGGAAUCAUGCCUGACGCACUCGCCGACAUCUGUUUUGUCGUAGAACCCCGGGAGAAGGUCGGCAUAGUCGGUCGUACCGGCGCUGGAAAGUCAUCGCUAUUCAUGGCUAUUCUUCGGGUCCUGGAAGCGACGCAUGGUUACGUGUGCAUAGACGGCGUCAGCAUUACAUCAGUUCCUCUGCAGAAGCUGCGCUCCGUCGUGACCUUGAUCCCGCAGGACUCAAGUCUGAUGCGUGGCACACUAAGGGAUGCCUUGGACCCCACUGGCAGCCACUCUGACCAGGAAGUGUGGCUGGCAUUGCACCGAGUACAUCUUGCCGAGUUCGUUAGUAGUCACCCGGACAACAUAAUGAUGCACGUGGGCGACGGUGGAAGCAACCUAAGCGCCGGCGAGCGGCAACUGUUGUGCCUCGCACGAGCUCUGCUACGGCGUCCUCGGCUGCUUCUUAUGGACGAAGCCACGUCGCACAUGGACGGCGACACGGAGAGGCUCGUUCGGAGCACGCUGCGAGAAAGCUUCGACAACUGCACAGUCUUGACUAUCGCUCACAGACUGGAGACUGUGCUAGAGUAUGACAAGAUACUGGUAAUGGAGAAUGGACGUGUGGUCGAGUUUGGGCCAACAGAAUUGCUGUCUUCGAACCACGAGUCAGCCUUCUACAAAAUGCUCCGGCAUGCCGGAGUGACCUUACGUCGCAGUGAAUCGUGCGAGUGAGACCUCCAUGCCGCCACUUCCCUUGUCAUCUACUCGGUGUCUCCAAUAAAG